Messenger RNA from Solenopsis invicta (red fire ant), 2339 nucleotides. RefSeq names its product sodium/potassium-transporting ATPase subunit beta-1. Gene Ontology annotation, molecular function: ATPase activator activity. NCBI's taxonomy places the organism in Eukaryota, Metazoa, Arthropoda, Insecta, Hymenoptera, Formicidae. Gene Ontology annotation, cellular component: sodium:potassium-exchanging ATPase complex. Gene Ontology annotation, biological process: potassium ion import across plasma membrane; intracellular sodium ion homeostasis; sodium ion export across plasma membrane. Bases 1 to 987 code for a protein of 328 amino acids. The transcript has 7 exons. The record is from RefSeq and is a predicted model, not a curated record.
AUGGUUAUUCUGCACGACGAUGAAUAUUAUCGAAACAGAAUACCUGAACCCGAUUUGGGAGCAAUUCGAAAUUUUUGGCGAUUUGUUUGGAAUCCAGAUAAAAGACAGUUGCUUGGUAGAAGUGGCAAAGAAUGGGCUUUAUUGGGACUCUUCUAUUUGUGUUUCUUCGCCGUAUUGGGUUCCUUGUUUGCAUUGCAAAUGUGGAUUAGUAUUGACUAUGCUUCGAAAUUAGAAAGACCAUUUCUUCUUUAUGGCGGCUUAACGUCUAGAUCUUAUUUUGGCGGCAACUUUCCACUUUUUCGUCAAUUAGAUUUUGAUAGCCCAGGAAUUGCCUUCAAACCGAAUAUUUUGUUACCUACAAAAUCUCCUAUUAUUUGGGUAGAUAAUUCUAGCGCAAAUGCUCGUCCAAAGAGAUACGUGCAAGUCUUGAGUGACUUUUUACAAGAAUAUAAUAGAAGUAAAGAGAAGUAUAAAACUUCUGCGGAAUGCAGUGAUGGAACGUCGAUUGUAUCAAGUAUGAAACCUUGUUUCUUUGAUGUUGAAAGCCUUGGUGUUUGCGGACAACCUCCGUACGGAUAUACAGAUCCAUUGCAGCCAUGUGUCUUCAUUAAAUUUAAUAAAAGAUUUAACUGGGUACCAAUUCCUUAUAAUACAUCAUCUUUAUUACCACAGAAUAUGCCGCGUGCUUUGCAACAAGCUAUACAAUUUUCAAACAAGUUCCAAAUCUGGUUGUGGUGCGACGGAGUGAACAAUGUUGAUAAAGAGCAUGUUGGAGAAAUUGAGUAUUUACCGAGUCCUGGCUUUUCCGUGCAAUACUUUCCAUUUGUGGGACAAUCAGAUUAUUUGGCACCAAUAGUCGCGCUUCAUUUUAAAAAUAUUACAUUGUUUAGAUUAGUGACUGUGGAAUGUAGCUUGUGGGCGCUGAACAUUAACGACGAUGCACAGAACGCAUUGGAUUUUCAAAUAAUUCUGGGCGAAGAACUAUAAAAGAUUGUGAUCGACGAAUAUUUAUGUAUUCCAAAUAUUUAUUAACAAAUAUGCAGAUAUAAUAAGAAGUUAUACUUAUUUUAUGUAAAAUAAAAAAUAAAUGUUCUUCAUUUAGAGUUUUUGUAAUUAAAUAUUUUUAUUUUAAAUUAUAAAUAAUUUUCUCGUCAUCAAUGAUUCCUUUAUUAUGUAUUAUAUUACAUUAAUAGUACAUGAAAAUGUAUAUAUUUUCUGUUAUAUUAUAUUUUUACUGAACGUAAUGUGAGGUAUAUCUAUAAAAAUGGAGACAGCAGUUAUGUGAUAAUGUUUUUGCUAAUUAAUUCAAACUAUCUCUUAUGUAAGUUUUCAGAAAUAGUAAAAAUAUAAUGUUUAAUGUUCAUCUUUCGAAAGUUGAAAGAUUAAAUUGAAAAAAUUAAUUCUGGUGACAGAAGAUCGUAGACAGCUCCAUUUAUAGAUUUAAUAUUUUUAUUGAAAUAAAUAAUUAAUAUUUUUACUAUAUAUAAACGAGAAGAGAGCAGAAUGAAGCUUUAUUAAGUACAUUAUUGGUAUCGACAGACGUAUAGUUCGUAUUAGAGUUUAGACAAAAAAUUUAAACAUGUAUAUUUGAACACAAUAUUAACAAAAUGCCUUAACGGUCAUAGCUAGAUCUUAACGCUGAUUACAUAUGUUUGAUCUGUUCGAAUAAUUCGAAAUAAAAAAGAAUGAGCAUCCAAUUUGAAUAUUCGGACAAAUCGGACAAUUUAAGUAUCGGUCUGUAAUAUUCAUUAUGUCUACAAUUUGGACAGUAAAAAAGAUUGGAAAUGUAAUAUAUUGGAAGUAAAAAGGUAAAUUUUUACGAGUCUUUUCUUUUCCACAUUAAAGAACUAUACGUAAUAAAUGGAAUAGAGAACAGAAAAUAAAGAAUAAGGAACAGUUGAAUACAUCGAAUAAGGAACGUUUCUUAUGUUUUUCAUAUUCAAUAUAUUGAAACGUUCCUUAUUCACUAUUUCUUGUUCCAUUUAUUAUGUGCAGCUUUUAAUAUUUCAGAAAAUUAAAUUUAAAUUAUAAUUUUGAACGUUUAUGAAAUAAGUUAAAACAGUUCAAACAUAUUUUCUAUUCAAAAAGGUUUGAAUUUUUGAAUAGAAUCGAUCUUGAGAGUCUAACUGUCCAAAUUAUUCAAUCAUUUAACAUUUUCAAACACUAGUUUAUAUUUCUGGAUGAAUUGUUCUGGAAUUUAUUGCUUUUAUCGGAUUUGCUGUUUCUUCUGGAAUCAGUAAUGUUUUCUAAUGAGAAGAUGAAGACAAGUAGAGAGAGAAAGGGAGAGAGAGAAAGAAAAUACAAAUCAAAAUGUUAGAUGGAAAAAUGAAAAGAGAAAA